Epinephelus fuscoguttatus (brown-marbled grouper) is the source of this 1306-nucleotide messenger RNA. It is a transcript of the gene isca1, whose product is annotated as iron-sulfur cluster assembly 1. The record is from RefSeq and is a predicted model, not a curated record. Gene Ontology annotation, cellular component: mitochondrion; cytoplasm. The transcript is spliced from 4 exons. Gene Ontology annotation, molecular function: 2 iron, 2 sulfur cluster binding. The coding region runs from base 36 to 425 and encodes 129 amino acids. NCBI's taxonomy places the organism in Eukaryota, Metazoa, Chordata, Actinopteri, Perciformes, Serranidae. Gene Ontology annotation, biological process: iron-sulfur cluster assembly.
CGCAAUUCAAUGUUUUGAUUUUUAACUGAAGCAACAUGUCUGCCUCCUUGGUGCGAGCGACCGUCCGAGCGGUCAGCAAAAGAAAGAUUCUGCCCACAAGAGCCGCACUGACACUGACUCCAGCAGCUGUGAACAAGAUCAGGUUUUUGUUGCAGGACAAGCCGGAAUAUAUCGGUUUGAAGGUUGGAGUGAGAACACGCGGUUGCAAUGGCAUGACUUACACACUGGACUACGCCACGGAAAAAGGCAAAUCUGAUGAGGAAGUGAUGCAGGAUGGUGUAAGAGUGUUCAUAGAGAAGAAGGCUCAGCUGACCCUUCUGGGAACUGAGAUGGACUUUGUGGAGUCGAAGCUGUCCAGUGAAUUUGUCUUCAACAACCCUAAUAUUAAGGGCACAUGUGGUUGUGGAGAAAGCUUCAACAUCUGAGCAUCAUGGAGCCAUUGCCUCCCCCACCCCUCCUCUCACUCCAAACCCUGUCCCUCCCAUAAAGACUGAGAGACUGGAUGUUGACGAGGAUGUCAGGCAUCAGGAAAUCUCUGAGAUGUGGACGUGCCUGCGUUACUACCACUGCUCCUCCUGCGGACCACUUGCAUACACACACGUAAAACCCACGUAUGCAUAUUCAUACUAACAGGAAGGUUUUAAUACAAUCGGUGUAGUCACAACUAUCUCAACAUGUUGAUUUUAGGUUCACAUACCUCAAUUUAGACAACUGCUUUUUUUACUCUGCUCUGCAUCUAAAAAUAAGAAGGACCUUAAAGGCAAGAUGUUUUUUAAUUUUUUGACUAGCUGCCAUUUUACACUUUUACGUUCAUUAUAUUUAGAGAUCCAGUCUAAUUUCACCAUGACUUGUAUGCAGCAGGAAAUAGUACAGCAUGGCCCAAGGACAUGCACAGUGAAGGUGGGAGUUGCCCAUGUGUAUUAGUUAUCUGUUUUUUAAAUUUAAAUCUGUCCACCAAAAUCUACAGGCCAACAUCACCUGUUUGACUAACACACUGUAAGACAGUGUCCCAUCACCCAGUGUCAUGUACCCCGCAGUAUGCAGAAGUGGACGAGUGUGAGUGUCUUGAAACUGCUUUAUUAGUUUGUAAAGUGUAUAUUUAUCUCUGUGUGUAAAUAUAAAGAAUGUAUAUCUCCCUUGAACCACACAAACGCACAAAAAAAAAAUUCAUAACGCACAAAACAAGUAUUCCUCACACAAGAAUACAUGAGGUCUGUGUUUCUUUUUGCUUUGAUCAAAGCCAGGACUUUGUGUUUGUACUGUGCAAUAUGUCCGUGUACAUACGAAAUAAUAAAUAGAUAAAUCC